AUGCGUAGCCAGAGCCGAUCUUUUUCUCCCUCCGCCAGCGAUGACGAGGAAGAGCGCCAUGGUCCUCUAUCCCAGGCAAUUUUAGAGGCUCCCCUGCCAACCGGUCUCGAAAAACUCCCUCCGUUAGGGACCUAUGACGGGACCACAGAUCCGGACGAGCAUAUUGAGAACAUCGACGCCCUUCUCGACUACAGAGGAGUGCCCGGCGCCAUUAAAUGUCGUUUGUUCCCGACCACCCUGCGAAAAAGAGCCAUGACUUGGUAUAAAAGUUCGUCAGACGAGUCCAUCACAUCAUGGAAGGUGCUCGAAAAACUUUUUUCCAAACAUUUCACGGCCUCCCGAAGACACCCAAAGUCAGAAGCCUCUUUGGAAGCCAUUAUCCAAGGAAAGGACGAGUCUCUACGGGCGUACAUAGAAAGAUUCAAUAAAGAAGCCGUACAGGUAUCCACCACUGCCCAUAUGAAGAAGUUCUUGCUCGAGCGCGGCCUCCGACCAUGCUCGGACUUCGCUAAAGCCGUCGGAAUUGAAACUCCAGCCACUCUUGACGAAUUCUUCCUCAAAGCCCAAGCCUACAUUCAAUAUGAGGAGAAAGAAGCCGCCCACGCCGUCCGUAAUUCCAGGCACGAAGAUAGCAGUAAAAAUGCGCGCCAAGAUGAGUCUCGCCGGGGAACUGACAAAAAGAAAGAUGAUAAAACUCGGGACCCCAAGGACUACAAAGCCCCUGCGGGGAAAUUCUAA
Messenger RNA from Vicia villosa (hairy vetch), 738 nucleotides. RefSeq lists its product as uncharacterized. The record is from RefSeq and is a predicted model, not a curated record. The transcript has a single exon. NCBI's taxonomy places the organism in Eukaryota, Viridiplantae, Streptophyta, Magnoliopsida, Fabales, Fabaceae. The coding region runs from base 1 to 738 and encodes 245 amino acids.